AUGACCAGCAAUGUCGAUAGUGAUCCAAAGGUACCUAUGUCGAGUGGAGAGAAAAAGAACAUUCCAAUUACCUCCCUGGACAUAGACAAGCAAAACAACACUCACAAUAAUUAUACACAAAAAAGACAUGUAAAUUAUUUACUCGAAGUAAAAGGAAAGAAUAAACAGGUACACAAACCUUCCUCACGUAAGAAGGAGCCCGCAGAUGAAAAGAGCAUCUUAUCACAUAGCAAAAAUACACGCACAUUAAUUUGCAAAGUUAGUGAAAACAAAAUUCACGUCAAACAUGAGAAACAAAUAAGCGAGCCACAAUAUCGACAUGUACAUAAUAACACCCUUCAAAUUUUGACUAAGGAGAAGGUAGAAAGAACCGUGUCCACACAGAUCCAUAUAAAUAAAUUGAAAAACUGUAAGGUGUAUCCCAUGGGUAAUCUAAAAAAGGAUCAGGUAAAUGAAAAUCCACGGGGAGUCGACACCCGAGCAAGCUUCGGAAAAAGGAGCUGCAGUAGGGGCGUGUCCAAUGUGUUAAAGAAUGCAACAAUGAAAAGGGGCCACCACAAAAAGGCCGAACACAAAAGUGCGAUUCACGCCACGCAUAAAUGCGGAAUUCAAGCGGAAAGAAAAAGUGGCAAUCUCAAUGAGCGAAAAACUGCGAUGGUUUCCACACAACACAUGAAAGGCCCUCCGCGAGAUACACAUUUUCAGGAAUCGUCCAGGGGAGUUAUCUCGCCCACAACCUGCACAAUUUUAAAAAGUAAAAUGAAAGCAAAUUCAUCAAAGGGGGUUCUUCUAACCCUGCACUGUAACGAAAAAAUGAAAGGGAAAAACGAAUUCUAUAGGAAAUGCCAAACUCGAAAGGAGAAAAAAUGCACAUUAUUACCUGACCAGAACAGGACAACACAAACGGGUGAUACAUAUGGUGGAUGUCGAAAUGUAGAACAAAAUGGAAGAGUCGGCAAGGGCGCAACCAAGAAAGAAGAAUGCCAAAUGUCAUCUGAAGAAAAAUUGAAUAAUGUAAAAAGUUGCACACUUAAGAGGGGGGAACACCAAUCUGGAACAAAAACAGGCACAGAAAAUAUGUUUACUAAGAAAAUUGUAGGGGAAAACUGCACCGAGGAGGCAGCAGAAGGUGGUAGCACAAAUAGGGAAACACGUCCUCCCACUAAUACCAUAAAGAGAUGUAGAGUAAGAACUAUUUUGUUCAAAAGAACGUGGCUACAAGAAGGGGCUCUGAAGAAAUUAGUGUCGCUUGAAGAGGAAGGAGAAAGAAGAGGCUUCCAGUGUAAGGAGGACUCCGCUGGGGAAUUAUCCAAUGAAAAUAAUUCUGAUGAGGAACAGCCCUUGCAGGAGCCUCCCCACCUCCUAAGCGCAGAGAAAAAAGAACGGAAAAAAAAAGAGGGGGAGGGGAAGGAACACCCACAUAGGUACAAAAUUAUAACAGUGAAGGUGAAAAAGAGCAAAGAGAUUACAAAAGAUUACAUAAUAACAAACCAAAUCGGAAAGGGGACGUUCGGAAAAGUGUGUCUAGGAAUUCACAUACACACACACGAAAUAGUGGCAAUAAAAAUCUUAAACAAAAAAAGGUUACAACGAUUAAUCAGUUAUGAAAAAAUAAUGAAGGAAAUAAAAAUACAUGAACAGAUGGACCAUAAUCACAUAUGUAAAUUAUAUGAAGCAUAUGAAGAUGGAAAAAAUAUAUAUAUGAUAUUAGAGUAUGUGCCCAAUGGAGAUUUGUUGGAAUAUGUUUGUAAAAAAAAGAGAAGAAUAAAUGAAGACACAGCAAGGAGAAUCUUCUACCAGUUAAUCAGUGCAGUAGAUUAUUUACACAAAUUUAAUGUUGUUCACAGGGAUUUGAAACCAGAAAAUAUUUUACUGGAUGAUGACGAAAAUAUAAAGUUAAUCGAUUUUGGUCUGUCCACUGUGUAUGAAAAAAAUAAUUUGUUAAGAACAUCAUGUGGGUCCCCAUUUUAUACUUCUCCAGAAAUAUUACUGGGCAAUAAAUAUCAUGGAGAAUUAACGGAUGUGUGGUCCCUAGGGGUUAUUCUUUUUUUAUUACUCAAUCGCAAGCUGCCAUUUAAUCAUACCAAUUUGAAUGUACUGUUCCAGGAAAUUAUAAAAGGUCUACUCUAUUUCGAACCGCAUAUUUCAGAAGGCGCAAAAAAUUUAAUUCGAAAUAUGCUAAAUGUAAAUUACCAGAAGAGGUAUUCCCUCAGGGAUAUAAAAACACAUCCAUGGUUUAACUCAUAUCAUAUGAAGAAAAAAAAACUCACAAAAUUGUGUCAUGAUAACUGUGACCUAAUUUGCUGUAAUGUAUGUUUAUACAAAAUUAUCAUUCUGAGUAGUAGCCAGUGGAUGCGCUUAAUUUUAAAUAAAAUUGCUAAAAUAUAUGCCGUAGGAGUGGACAAAGUUUGUUGUAAAUUACAAGAAAAGGGAAAAAACUCUGUUAAAACGAGUUUUUAUCUUUUGCUAAAUAAAACAAUUCGAAUGAUAUCCACAAAUAGUUCAUUGUGUUCCCAUCUUGUCGUAGUCACACACCAGUCUGUGCAUCCUGAAAGUGAGAACUGUCCAUCCAUCCACCAUGCAGCGUUCUCCUCUUCACAUGCGUUGGCAAGUACAUACACAUAG
Messenger RNA from Plasmodium fragile, 2625 nucleotides. RefSeq names its product CAMK/CAMKL/AMPK protein kinase. The record is from RefSeq and is a predicted model, not a curated record. Lineage: Eukaryota; Apicomplexa; Aconoidasida; Haemosporida; Plasmodiidae. Bases 1 to 2625 code for a protein of 874 amino acids. Gene Ontology annotation, molecular function: protein serine/threonine kinase activity; ATP binding. Gene Ontology annotation, cellular component: cytoplasm. Gene Ontology annotation, biological process: protein phosphorylation; intracellular signal transduction. The transcript has a single exon.